GCGCGCCCGUAUCACAGCACAGCCGCCAUGGAGAAGCGGGACUAUGCGGCCGCCGUUACGGCGCUCAAUACACUGCAGUCCAACUUCUCCAUCGUCGAUGCUAUACGCAAGUCGGGAAGGGGCAUGAACAAACAGGCGAUGCCCGAAAUGAUAGAGUGGUGUCGAAAGAUCGGAUAUGAGCCCUCGGAUUUCGAUCGAUUGAACCCUAUACACGUCGCCGGGACAAAAGGCAAAGGUUCCACGAGCGCUUUCAUCUCGUCAAUUCUCGCACAAUAUCUUCCAUCCACCGCCGAGACGCAUACGCCGCCCACUAAGAUUGGCCUCUACACCUCGCCCCAUCUACGGUUCGUCCGCGAGCGAAUACAGAUCGACAACGAGCCUAUAUCGGAGGAGAGGUUUGCGAAGUACUUCUUUGAAGUAUGGGACCGCCUCGAGGCCGCGGCGAAGACUGCAAAUACGCCCUCUGACGCGCCGACAAAGCCCGUUUACUUCCGAUACCUCACGCUCAUGGCGCUGCAUGCAUACUUGGAGGAAGGCGUGGAUACGGCAGUGAUAGAGUGCGGAAUUGGCGGGGAGUAUGACAGCACAAACAUCCUGACAAAGCCCACCGUUACGGCAGUAACGAGCCUGGGAAUAGAUCACACGGCAAUGCUGGGCUCUACCCUUGCGGAAAUCGCGUGGCAUAAAGCAGGAAUCUUCAAGCCAGGGAGUGUUGCCUUCUCAGCACCGCAGAAUGAGGAGGCUAUCACCGUGCUACAGGAGAGGGCGGCGGAGAAGGGGACAAUGUUGCAUGUGAUUGGCGUCCACCCAUCCCUCGCAAAUGACGAAGUCAAGCUUGGGCUGUCGGCAUCGUUCCAGAAGACCAAUGCAUCAGUCGCCAUAGCGGUGGCGGCAGCCCACCUUCGCGCCCUCGGGCACACGUCUAUCCCCGACCCUACGGCUUCCCCGUGCAUUCCUCUCCCACCCGAAUUCGUCAGAGGACUGGAGCAAGUGCGGUGGCCAGGCCGGUGCGAAGUCCGCCGCGAGAAGAAUGUGGCCUGGCACAUUGACGGUGGCCACACUUUGGAAAGCAUCGAAGUGACUGGACGUUGGUUUGCGGAACGGAUGGCUUGCGCAGCGGCUUCCCCAUCGGUAUCCAAGACACCGCGCAUUCUGAUCUUCAAUCAGCAGACUCGAGAUGCGAACGCUCUUGCCAAAGCCCUAUAUACGGCGCUGCAGACAGGUAUUACCUCGGGCUCCGCGUCGCCUUUCACGCACGUCAUCUUCACCACCAACCAAACUUUUAGCGAAGGGUACAAGCCCGACCUUGUGUCGAUCAAUACGAAUCAGCAAGACGUCGAUACGCUCGCCGUUCAGAAAGCGCUCGCGAAGACAUGGGCAGAGAUAGACAGCACCGCGGACGUCAGGGUCCUCAAGACUAUCGAGGAGGCCAUUGGCACAGCGAGGGCCCUCGCGCGCGAGUGGGCAGAGGAGGCGGGAGCUGAUGCAGAGGUCAUGGUGCUUGUCACAGGAAGCUUGCAUUUGGUCGGAGGGGCGAUUGAGGUUCUGGAGAGCAAAGAAGCAAGCUGAAGAAGAGCGUGAUACCCCACAUAGAAAGAGAUAUAUAUAGACAUGUAAAGAACGAGGCGCUUCAACAUGCGCACGCUUGCAAUUCUGCAACUUGAGCUACGGUUAGGACUGAUCUAAAGAUCUUGAAGGAACAUAAUCGAAGUACUACUAUUAGCAUUGAGGCCAUGCAUUGAGGCAUCCGCAACAU
This is a messenger RNA of Trematosphaeria pertusa, 1756 nucleotides long. RefSeq names its product FolC bifunctional protein. Gene Ontology annotation, cellular component: mitochondrion; cytoplasm; cytosol. Bases 28 to 1569 code for a protein of 513 amino acids. The record is from RefSeq and is a predicted model, not a curated record. Gene Ontology annotation, molecular function: tetrahydrofolylpolyglutamate synthase activity; ATP binding. Lineage: Eukaryota; Fungi; Ascomycota; Dothideomycetes; Pleosporales; Trematosphaeriaceae. The transcript is spliced from 3 exons. Gene Ontology annotation, biological process: tetrahydrofolylpolyglutamate biosynthetic process.